Molecule: messenger RNA, 2281 nt
Organism: Cannabis sativa
Lineage: Eukaryota; Viridiplantae; Streptophyta; Magnoliopsida; Rosales; Cannabaceae
Product: berberine bridge enzyme-like D-2
Exons: 1
Coding region: 615-2279 (554 amino acids)
Molecular function (GO): FAD binding; oxidoreductase activity
Source: RefSeq, a predicted model, not a curated record
GAGUUUCGCGUGCAACAAGACUGUUCGAACCCUAUUUUUGACAUGUUAGAUUUUUUCAAAUUUCUUAAAAUUUUAUAAAAUAUCUUAAAUAAAUACAAUGUAAAAAAAAUUAAACUAAAAAAUUCUCUCAAAUGCCAAAAGAAAUAGGAAGUACAUUAAUAAAUUCCUUUCAAGAGGUUGCAUUGUAAAAACACCCUAUAUUUUAUGAAAAAUUAUUCAUGUCUUUGUCUUAGUUUGUAUGCAAGUUAUAGUUUUGUUUGCUUUAGCUUAGGCUAUAUAAAUAUAUAUAUGAAGUGGGUUAUAUAUACCAUCAUCUCAUAAUUAAAUAUGUAAUUAUGUAUUAGUUCCACCUUGUUAAAACUUUCUUAAUUAAUUAAACAAUUGCCGGCCACAUAUAUUACCAUCACCUUCUUCUUGUCCUUAAUAAAUCAUCACAUUAUUCUCCAUUUUCUUUUCAUUUAUCUAAUUAUCUUUAAACUUGAAAUAAUGUAAUUUAAUUAUCCUUCUUCAACAAUAUCCUCAUAGGUCAUCUCUUCUAUAUCUAGCUAGUUUCCUUAAUAAUAAUAAUUAUAUAAGUAGUACUAAUAGCAUUAAUGUAAACUUAUUACAAAGCUAUGAUGAAUUCCCUAGUGUACUUCCUUAUAAUUAUUGUUUUAUUAAUUGUGCCAUCUUUAGAAGAAGACCAAUUCCAAUACCAAAUCACUUCAUGUCUCACACAACAUAACAUCAACAACUUUACCACAUUACAUAGCAACGAAUCCAAAUACUAUUACAAGUUGCUCAAUUUCUCUAUGCAAAAUCUUCGUUUUGCUGAUCCCAAUUUUCCUAAGCCUAUUGCUAUAAUAUUGCCUCAAAAUGUAGACCAAAUAAAAAGUGUUGUCUUAUGUGCUAGGAAUGCCUCUUGCAAAAUCAUAAUUAGGUCGGGGGGACACAGCUAUGAGGGUACUUCCUCAACUAUAGACACUGCCAGCACUGCAAACACUCCUACCCCGUUUGUGAUCAUGGAUCUAAUGAAUCUUAACCGAGUGACGGUUGACUUAGAGGACAAGUCAGCCUGGGUGGAAGGAGGUGCAACAUUGGGUGAGACUUACUAUGCUAUUGCUAAUGCCACUAAUUAUUAUGGUUUCUCAGCUGGAUCAUGUCCAACUGUUGGAAUAGGUGGACAUAUUUCGGGCGGUGGCUUUGGGUUACUUUCCCGAAAAUAUGGAGUUGCGGCUGAUAAUGUGUUGGAUGCUCUGCUUGUUGACGCUAAUGGAAAGUUGUUAGAUAGAGAAAGCAUGGGAGAAGAUGUGUUUUGGGCCAUUAGAGGUGGAGGUGGUGGUGUUUGGGGGGUUGUUUAUGCUUGGAAAAUCAAUUUAUUGAAAGUUCCACCCAUUGUCACAACCUUUAUUGUGUCUAGACAAGGCACAAAAACCCAAAUAGCAAACCUAAUAGCAAAGUGGCAACUUGUUGCUCCCAACUUAGGAGAUGAUUUUUACUUGUCAUGUUUUGUUGGUGCAGGGUUACCCGAAACCACAACUCAUGUUGGAAUUUCAGUUACAUUUAAAGGCUUUUAUCUCGGUCCUAAGAAUCAAACACAAUUCUUCAUUCAUCAGGUGUUCCCAGAACUAGGUAUUGUAGAACAAGACUGCUUUGAAAUGAGUUGGAUUCAAUCCAUCGUGUUCUUCUCCGAUUUGUCUCCAGGAAGCUCGGUACACAACUUGCAAGAUCGUUACUUGCAAAAUAAGGCAUAUUUUAAAGCUAAAUCGGACUAUGUUCAUACCCCAAUUUCUCAUGAUGGCAUAUGGGUAGCCCUUAACCAUCUUGAGAAGGAGCCCAAAGGGUAUGUGAUUUUAGAUCCUUAUGGUGGAAACAUGGAUCGUAUAAGCACUGAAUCUAUUGCUUUCCCACAUAGAAAAGGUAACUUGUAUACAAUUCAAUACAUGGUAGAAUGGAGCCAACAAGAGAAUAAUGAGAAAAGAGAAGAUUACAUAAAAUGGUUAAGAGCAUUUUAUAGUGCAAUGGCUCCAUAUGUUUCAUGGGGUCCUAGAGCAGCUUAUGUAAACUAUAUAGAUUUUGAUCUUGGUGUGAUGGUUACAAAGGAUCAUGAUGAUGAUGAUGAUGAUCAGUUGUUUGACCCUGUGGAGAUUGCUAGGGCUUGGGGAGAAAAAUAUUUUCUAAAUAACUUUGAUAGGUUGGUUCGAGCCAAAACUUUGAUAGAUCCUCACAAUGUUUUCUCUAAUCAACAAAGUAUUCCUCCAAAUAAUUCUAAUUUGGUUAGUCUUAGACGGAGUGAGUAGAA